AUGUUUUUUGUUUUUGUUUUGUUUUCUUCUAAAAAGCGAACGUAUCGUCGUUUCUCUUUUUAACUCAUUCCUCUUGGAUCCAAAUCUUUCGCUUUGGAAUUCGCCAUAGACAAAGGAGUCAAUUCCAAAGAAAGAAGACGAAGCAAAAAUUACAAUUUUUAUAACAAAAUUCUUACUUCUCCCCCCAAAUUUAUAAAAAUUUAAUCUUUUUUGUUUUUGCUAAGAUUCAAAAGUUUGAAUUUAUUUUUAACUUGUUUUUGAUUUCGAUGAUGAGAUACAACAAUUGAGAGGUUUUGAUAUUUUCGUGUGAUGUGAGAAGAGUAGAGAUUCGUAAAUGGGUCUCUGUACUUCGAAGCCGAAUUCACCUAACUCCGAUCAAACUCCGGCGAGGAAUAGUCCACUUCCGGCGUCUGAAUCCGUCAAGCCUUCGAGCUCGUCCGUUAAUGGAGGCAACCCUGUUGAAGAUCAGAGUGUAGUACCGAGCAAUGAAGGCAAAAAGUCUCCGUUUUUCCCCUUCUACAGUCCGAGUCCAGCUCACUCUUUCUUCUCCAAGAAGACUCCGGCGAGAUCUCCGGCGACUAACGCUAGUAGUGGUAACUCUACGCCGAAGCGGUUCUUCAAACGGCCGUUUCCUCCUCCUUCUCCGGCUAAACACAUCAGAGCUGUUUUAGCGAGACGUCAUGGCUCUGUGAAGCCUAAUUCGUCGGCGAUCCCUGAAGGGAGUGAAGCUGAAGGAGGUGGUGGUGUUGGAUUGGAUAAAAGCUUUGGUUUUUCCAAGAGCUUUGCGAGUAAGUAUGAGCUUGGUGAUGAAGUUGGUCGUGGUCAUUUUGGUUAUACUUGUGCUGCUAAGUUUAAGAAGGGUGAUAAUAAAGGUCAACAAGUCGCUGUUAAGGUUAUUCCCAAAGCUAAGAUGACGACGGCUAUUGCAAUUGAAGAUGUGAGGAGGGAAGUGAAGAUAUUGAGGGCUUUGUCUGGUCAUAACAACCUUCCUCAUUUCUAUGAUGCAUAUGAGGAUCAUGAUAAUGUUUAUAUAGUGAUGGAGCUAUGUGAAGGAGGAGAGCUUUUGGAUAGAAUACUUUCAAGAGGUGGGAAGUACACAGAGGAGGAUGCAAAGACUGUUAUGAUACAAAUAUUGAAUGUGGUUGCCUUUUGCCAUCUCCAAGGUGUUGUACACAGAGAUCUCAAACCUGAGAAUUUUCUUUUUACCUCAAAAGAAGACACCUCUCAACUGAAGGCAAUAGAUUUCGGUUUGUCAGAUUACGUGAGACCAGAUGAGAGGCUCAAUGACAUUGUUGGCAGUGCAUACUAUGUAGCACCUGAAGUUCUACAUAGAUCUUACAGUACAGAAGCUGAUAUUUGGAGUGUUGGUGUGAUUGUGUAUAUUCUUUUGUGUGGAAGCCGACCGUUUUGGGCUAGGACUGAAUCAGGAAUCUUUCGAGCUGUUCUAAAAGCAGAUCCGAGUUUUGACGACCCUCCUUGGCCUUUGUUAUCUUCAGAGGCAAGAGAUUUUGUAAAGCGGUUGCUAAACAAAGACCCUCGUAGAAGAUUAACAGCUGCUCAAGCCUUAAGUCAUCCAUGGAUAAAAGACUCAAAUGACGCAAAGGUUCCAUUGGAUAUUCUGGUUUUUAAACUUAUGAGAGCUUAUUUACGAUCAUCAUCUCUCCGUAAAGCUGCAUUAAGGGCCUUAUCGAAAACACUUACGGUUGAUGAACUGUUCUAUCUGAGGGAGCAGUUUGCUUUGUUAGAACCUAGUAAGAACGGAACCAUAAGUCUAGAAAACAUCAAAUCCGCUCUGAUGAAAAUGGCAACAGAUGCAAUGAAGGAUUCACGUAUUCCAGAAUUCUUAGCACAACUGAGUGCUCUUCAAUAUAGAAGAAUGGACUUUGAGGAAUUUUGUGCAGCUGCAUUGAGUGUUCACCAGCUAGAAGCUCUUGAUAGAUGGGAACAACACGCUCGUUGUGCUUAUGAGCUUUUUGAAAAGGAAGGAAACCGACCCAUCAUGAUCGAUGAACUCGCUUCGGAACUUGGUCUUGGUCCUUCUGUACCGGUUCACGCAGUGCUUCACGAUUGGCUUAGGCAUACUGAUGGAAAGCUUAGCUUUCUCGGAUUUGUGAAAUUGCUACAUGGUGUGUCUAGCCGUACGAUCAAAGCUCAUUAGAAUGGUUUUGAAACUUCAAUGAUAUGUAUGAAAUUUGUCUGAGAUCACUUUCUCCUAGGAGCUUUUCUUAGAGAGUUAUAUAAUAUGUGGCUUUUGACUUUUGUUA
Molecule: messenger RNA, 2264 nt
Organism: Camelina sativa (false flax)
Lineage: Eukaryota; Viridiplantae; Streptophyta; Magnoliopsida; Brassicales; Brassicaceae
Product: CDPK-related kinase 5
Biological process (GO): protein phosphorylation
Molecular function (GO): ATP binding; protein kinase activity
Source: RefSeq, a predicted model, not a curated record